AUGAAUGAGGCUGAUGGUAGAGUAACUGAGGUAAAGAAUGUUCACCGGACUAGUGUAGCAGCCAGUGAUAAAGAAAAUGGAUUAUUUUUUGGAAGCUUCACAAGCUUCCACAAGCAGCCAGUGAUUUUGGUUUUUCUGUCUCUUGUUGGCGGCGCGGAGUAUGCGUGUAAGACUCUGAAGAAGGGGGAUGAGACUGUUUACAGGGAGGUGGAGAUAAUGCAGCACUUGUCUGGGCAUCCUGGGGUUGUGACUCUGCUGGCAGUGUAUGAGGAAGCUGAUUGCUCUCAUCUGGUGAUGGAAUUGUGCUCUGGGGGAAAACUUGUCGACCAGAUGUUUAGGGAGGGCCCUUGUUCUGAACAGCGGGCUGCUAAUAUACUUAAGGAAGUGAUGUUGGUCAUCAAGUAUUGUCAUGAUAUGGGAGUUGUGCACAGAGAUAUCAAGCCUGAGAAUAUUCUGCUUACUGCUUCGGGGGAAAUAAAGCUUGCUGAUUUUGGCCUGGCCAUGAGAAUUUCUAAGGGUCAGAACUUGACGGGUUUGGUUGGGAGCCCUGCAUAUGUUGCACCAGAAGUGUUGUUGGGUAGAUACUCAGAAAAGGCGGAUAUAUGGAGUGCUGGAGUGCUCCUGCAUGCUCUGUUGAUUGGUGUUCUUCCAUUUAAAGGGGAUUCACAAGAAGCAGUUUUUGAGGCUAUUAAGAAUUCCAAGCUAGAGUUCCAAACCGGGAUGUGGGAAUCAAUAUCUAAACCUGCACGAGAUCUUGUUGGGAGAAUGCUGACAAGGGAUAUUUCAGCAAGGAUAACAGCUGAUGAAGUACUUAAUGGUAGCGAGGAGUUUGACCUCGAGUCAAUUAUAUAUAGCAAUGGCGUUUACUUUGAAAAUGGAGUUCACAGUCUUGUCAUUUUCACUGGAAAGGAAAAAACAGCUACUUGUGUUUAG
Gastrolobium bilobum is the source of this 933-nucleotide messenger RNA. RefSeq names its product serine/threonine-protein kinase PEPKR2-like. Gene Ontology annotation, molecular function: calcium/calmodulin-dependent protein kinase activity; calcium-dependent protein serine/threonine kinase activity; ATP binding. NCBI's taxonomy places the organism in Eukaryota, Viridiplantae, Streptophyta, Magnoliopsida, Fabales, Fabaceae. The record is from RefSeq and is a predicted model, not a curated record. The transcript has 4 exons. Gene Ontology annotation, biological process: peptidyl-serine phosphorylation; protein autophosphorylation; intracellular signal transduction. The coding region runs from base 1 to 933 and encodes 310 amino acids. Gene Ontology annotation, cellular component: cytoplasm; nucleus.